This is a messenger RNA of Ipomoea triloba (trilobed morning glory), 5049 nucleotides long. Its product is annotated as histidine kinase 2-like. Bases 657 to 4409 code for a protein of 1250 amino acids. Lineage: Eukaryota; Viridiplantae; Streptophyta; Magnoliopsida; Solanales; Convolvulaceae. The record is from RefSeq and is a predicted model, not a curated record. Gene Ontology annotation, biological process: phosphorylation; phosphorelay signal transduction system. The transcript has 15 exons. Gene Ontology annotation, molecular function: phosphorelay sensor kinase activity.
ACCACCACAGCAUAUGCUCCUCAAAACCAAACUGGAGAGAGAGAGAGAAGGGAGAGAGAGAGAGAGAGUUUUAAUCCCCAUUCUUAUUAUUGAUUCCAGUUGGAUUUGCAGUGAAACCAACUGGAUUGGGUUUCAUCCAUCUCAUUUUUGACAGUGGAAGAUGAUUACGAGAUUUUCUUGAAAAAAAGCUGUGAUCUUGAUGCUUCUCUUUCUCUUUCUUUGGUGGUGUAUGCUACAGAAAGCAGGGCUGUGAGGAAGGGUCUCUGAAAAUAGAAAAGAAAAUGGAUUUCUUUUUCUUCUGUUGUAUUAAUGAUUCCUCCACAGCAUACAAAAAUAACAUCUUUUGGUUUGGCGUGCUUGUCCUUCCUUCUUCCUCUUUGCUCUACAAAACGGGUAAGGCUUUGAUGGGAUUUUGUUGUUCCAGUUUGUGAGCAUACUUGGUUGGUUACACGCUUGUGAAUUGACUAAUCAGGUUGGUUAAUGGUUAUCCCUAUUUUGUGGUCCACUAUACGCUUAUUAUUUAGUCUGAGAGAGAGAGAGGGGCUUCAAAUUUUUGUAUUAAAAAUUUGUGUUUUUUGGUUGGUGUAAUGAAAUUGGUGUGCGGAAGAAUUGACUGACUGAAUUUGAGGGGUCAAUUAAUAUCAUAUUGACUUUUGAUGAGCUUCUCUGCUGUGAAUGAGUUUGGUCUCAAGUUCUCAAGGCUAUAUCUGAAUAUGUGUAAUUGGGUUUUGGUGAAGAUGUCUAUGAACUGUAAAGUCCAUGGGAUGAAGGGAGGCUUCUCUUCCAAAUUCAGGCUCAAGAAGGCAAGAGAAUCCCAGCAUGGACCAAGUCGAUGGAGGAGGCAAUUAUUGUUUCUUUGGCUCUUUUUUGUUGCCAUUGGAUUCAUUUGGUUGUUGAUUAGUUCCUCUUAUGGGCGUUUGGGGAGGAAGGUAGAGGCCCCCCCACACUUGGAUGGAGAUACCACCAACUUUUUGCUUCAACAUUUCAAUGUUAGCAGGGACGAAAUUCAUUCGCUGGCUUCCAAUUUUCUUGAUACAGAUCAGAUCUCAUUGUUGAAAUGUAGCGGAAGUCCCAGAUAUGAAUCAAGCGUUCUCAAAUCAGAAAACCAAGUUUAUGAGAAAAAAUGCAAAUUGGGAGAAAAAAUAGAGGCUUAUGGCCAGUGUCCUGUUUCAGAUGAGAACAAUUUUAGGAAUAUUGACUCUGUACUACAAGAGACAUCUACACCAUUUCUUUCACAUUGUGCAUCAUCUUCAAUUUCAUCAGACCAUCAGUUUUGUGAAAAGGAAACAUUGCAAGUGAGAGCACUAGGGGAUCAGUGUAAGGAUAUAGCCUUCUGUUUCACCAAGAUAUUCUGGUGGAUCCUUCUUGGCAUUGCUGUCAGCUGGAAACUGCGGUGGUUACGUGCAGAAUCUGGUAGAAAUGAACAGCAGAAAUUAGUUUCGCAGCAAGAAUUUGCUCAGCAACCUCAGCUACUAGAACACUUGCAACAACAGCAAGCUCAUGUUGCUUCUAGAGUUUCUCGAAAGUUGUGGGAAAAGCUUCUUGUUGCAUUUGUAUUAUCUGGUGUGAUAGCAUCCAUUUGGUUCUUCUGGUACUUGAAUGAAGACAUCAUGUUCUGGAGGAAAGAAACACUGGCAAGCAUGUGUGAUGAACGGGCACGAAUGCUGCAGGAUCAAUUUAACGUCAGCAUGAACCAUGUUCAUGCCUUGGCUAUUCUUGUCUCCACCUUUCACCAUGGAAAGCAACCUUCAGCUAUAGAUCAGAGAACUUUUGAAGAAUACACUGAGAGAACAGCUUUUGAGAGGCCACUCACAAGCGGUGUUGCCUAUGCUCUAAGGGUUCUCCACUCAGAAAGAGAAAAUUUUGAGAGGCAACAUGGAUGGGCAAUUAAGAAAAUGGAAUCUGAGGAUCAAUCUUUGGCUCAAGAAUAUAUGCCUGGGAAUUUGGAUCGUGCUCCUGAUAAAGAUGAAUAUGCACCAGUCAUAUUUUCUCAACAAACUGUCUCCCAUAUUGUUUCAAUUGAUAUGAUGUCUGGAAAGGAUGACCGUGAAAACAUAUUGCGGGCAAGGGCAUCUGGGAAGGGAGUCCUGACAUCACCUUUUAAGUUAUUGAAGUCCAAUAACUUGGGUGUAGUACUUACAUUUGCUGUAUAUAACACUCAUCUUGCUCCCGAUGCUACACCAGAUCAACGUAUUAAUGCUACUGUCGGGUAUAUUGGUGCAUCAUACGAUGUCCCCUCAUUAGUUGAGAAGCUUCUUCACCAACUUGCGAGCAAACACACUAUUGUUGUAAAUGUUUAUGAUACAACAAACACACAUUCUCCAAUUAAAAUGUACGGUGCAGAUGAGACCGAGACAGAAUUAUUGCAUGUUAGCAACCUUGACUUUGGAGACCCUGCUCGGAAGCAUGAGAUGCAUUGCAGGUUCAAGCAAAAACCUCCCCCGCCCUGGAUAGCAAUAGGAGCUUCUAUCGGUGUUCUUGUAAUCACCUUGCUCGUUGGUCAUAUAUUUCACGCUGCAAUAGCUCGGAUUGCCAAAUUUGAGCAUGACUAUCAGAAGAUGAUGAAUCUCAAGCAUCGUGCUGAGGCUGCAGAUAUUGCGAAAUCCCAGUUUCUUGCUACAGUUUCUCACGAAAUCAGGACCCCAAUGAAUGGUGUUUUAGGCAUGCUUCAGAUGCUCAUGGAUACAAAUCUCGAUGCUACACAACGGGACUUUGCGCAGACUGCUCAUGCUAGUGGGAAGGAUUUGAUAUCUUUGAUCAACGAGGUAUUGGAUCAGGCUAAGAUUGACUCAGGACAUCUUGAGUUGGAAGCUGUAUCUUUUGAUCUGCGAGCUGUACUUGAUAAUGUCUUAUCACUUUCAUCGGGAAGAUCUCAUGAAAAAGGGAUUGAGUUGGCUGUUUAUGUCUCUGAUCAGGUCCCAGAAAUGGUUGUUGGAGAUCCCGGAAGGUUUAGGCAAAUAAUCGCGAAUCUUGUUGGAAACUCAAUCAAGUUCACGAAAAACAAAGAGGGACAUGUGUUUGUCACGGUGCAUUUAGCAGAUGAAGUGAGGUGCCCACUUGAUGUGAAGGAUGAAGUCUUGAGACAGAGCUUAUCCCUCGUUCAAGACCAGGCGAACAGAUCUUUCAACACAUUGAGCGGGUUUCCGGUAGUUGACAGAUGGAGAAGUUGGCAAAACUUUAAGAAGCUUAGCGAGGAAGAAAGUGACAAGAUCAAGUUGUUAGUGACCGUUGAAGAUACCGGUGUUGGAAUUUCUCUUGAAGCACAAGGCCGCAUUUUCACGCCUUUUAUGCAGGCCGAUAGUUCAACGUCUCGAACAUAUGGAGGGACGGGAAUAGGAUUGAGCAUCAGCAAGCAUUUGGUGGACCUUAUGGGCGGGGAGAUCGGAUUCUUCAGUGAACCAGGCACGGGCAGUACCUUUUCUUUCACGGCAGCCUUUUCGAGAGACCAAAGAGGUUCGGUAGAAGCAAAGUGGCAACAGUAUGAUACAGGUGUUCUAGACUUUCACGGGCUAAGGGCAUUGGUGAUAGAUGGCAAAAGAAUUCGAGCCGAAGUCACCAGAUACCACCUUCAAAGGCUGGGAUUAAACGUGAAGAUAACUUCCACGGUAGAUCAUGCAUGUUCAUAUCUAUCUACUUGUUCAAAGACGAGUGAACCCGAGCAUUUGGUCAUCAUGAUUUUCAUAGAUAAAGACAACUGGGAUACCGAGAAUUCUUUUGCACUCCGUAACAUUGUAAAGGAUCUUAGGCCAUAUGGCUCAACGACUCUCAAUGGAGCCACGCCAAAAUUGUUUCUGUUGGCAACAGAAAUGAGCACGACAGAAUGCAAUCAGCUUAAAUCGGACGGGCUGGUUGAUAACGUAUUAAUAAAACCUAUUCGGUUGAGUGUGUUGGCGUCAUGCUUGCAAGAAGCUACUGGCUUUACGUAUAAGAGGCAAGUGACAAUGCCAAAACCGUCGACUCUUGGAAAUCUGCUGAAAGAAAAACAAAUUUUGGUCGUGGACGAUAAUAUUGUAAAUAGAAGAGUGGCAGAAGGUGCCUUGAAGAAGUAUGGCGCAAUUGUGACCUGUGUUGAUGGCGGGAAGGCUGCUUUGGCGCUUCUUAAGCCGCCUCACAACUUUGACGCUUGCUUUAUGGACCUCCAAAUGCCCGAAAUGGAUGGGUUUGAGGCUACUCGACAAAUCCGCAAGCUAGAGAACGAAUAUAAAGAAACAAUAAAUUCUGGUGAGAUAUUGGCUGACGCUCCUGGCAAACUGGCUCAUUGGCGUUUGCCAAUAUUAGCAAUGACGGCAGAUGUUAUUAGAGCAUCGAAUGAAGAGUGCAUGAGAUGCGGGAUGGAUGAUUAUGUAUCAAAACCAUUCGACGAAGGGCAGCUAUAUUCAGCAUUGGCGCGCUUCUUUGAAUCGGGAUGAUUACAUAUCAAAAGUUCAAAACCAUUCGACAAAGGAGCUAGGCUGUUCAAAUAUCUGACUUUUGACUUUGCUGUGGCUAUCAAGUAUCAACUGCUUCAUAGCAUUGGUCAGACUACACUUGGCCUUUUGUCCCGUGCGGGGAUUGUUAAUGUCGGUGAUGUGCAUGAACUUACUUGAAUGAACUCGUUUCCAGGAACGAAUGCUAACCCCCCCUUUUUGCGAGGAUGCUUCUUGAUUUCUACUCGGGAUGUACUAUAUACCCUCGUAUUUGUUGCUAACAUGCGUAGUGAUCCCGUCCUGUUUGGUUCAGAAACUGCACCGCAAUGGCACCCGGACCAGACAAACCAUUCGGGUCGAGUUCCAUUUGCACGGGUUUGUGUACUUGGAGCAACAUGGCAAUGAACAUUGGUUUAUGGCUCUGUGAACAUGAUUAUCCAUUCUGUAGUGUAGAGCUAAUUGUAACCAUAUCUGUUUAAGCCACGGAAUUUUCUAUUCUGUAAAUGUGAUGUGAGUGAAAGGGAUUCUUGAGCCUCUUUUUCGUGUUGUAAGUAAAUGACAGAGAGAGAUGAAUGUUUGUAUAAGCACAGUUGUGAUCAUUUUUUUGGUUCAGAAUGUGAAUAUAAUUCUUUACAUUCUCUUA